AUGGCGAUCACUGACCGUCAGAAUCAGAGUGCGGAGGACAAGAAGAAACUCUUCAGACUAUGCCCGUUCUGGCAGAGGAGAAGCACCACCACCACCUCUUCUUCUUCUCCGUCCUCAGCUCAGAAUCCAAGCCGAAAUCACCGUAACCGCCGUGGACAAGGGAACACGACUGUCUCUACAGCUCCGAAGCCGGCCUUGAAUGUCUCUUCCGUCGCGAGAUCAAUUCUGCCGGCUCGCCGUCGUCUCCGACUAGAUCCUUCAAGCUAUCUCUAUUUCCCUUAUGAACCUGGUAAACAAGUGAGAAGCGCAAUCAAGCUCAAGAACACUACCAAAUCUCAUACUGCAUUCAAGUUCCAAACAACUGCACCUAAAAGUUGUUACAUGCGUCCUCCUGGUGGUGUUUUGGCUCCAGGGGAGAGCGUCUUUGCAACUGUGUUCAAGUUCGUGGAACACCCAGAGAACAAUGAGAAACAGCAGUUGAACAAGAAGAGCAAGGCCAAGUUUAAGAUUAUGAGCCUCAAAGUGAAACCUGGUGUAGAGUUUGUGCCUGAGUUGUUUGAUGAGCAGAAGGAUCAAGUAAUCGUGGAGCGGGUUCUUCGGGUCAUUUUUCUUGAUUCGGACCGCCCAACCGCUGCACUGGAGAAACUGAAACGUCAAUUGGAUGAAGCUGAAGCUGAAGCUGCAGUUGAAGUAAGAAAGAAGCCUCUACCAGAGACAGGGCCUCGUGUUGUCGGGGAGGGUCUUGUCAUUGACGAAUGGAAGGAGAGAAGAGAGAAGUACCUUGCUCGACAACAAGUCGAAGCCAUCGAUUCUUCUUCCUAAAAUGAAGAGAGGAACGUGGAUUUGUUAUUAUUGGAGGUGAAACAUCGCCCUUCUCCAUCAUCUUUUGCAGCUGUACAUAAAUGUAUCGGUCUAUUUAUGUGUGUUAUUAUGUCUUAGAUCACUACUUUGUGUUCCCCUUGUAUGUCUCCGUUUGUUGUGUGAUUCACGCCGGUUCAAAUUUUGUUACAGUUUAAUCGAAUUUAUUAAUCAAACCAAAGUUGUAGUUGAGUUUCCGUCUUGUGCUUUCUGACUUAUGUCCACUAUUGGUUCUGUUGUAUACUUU
Eruca vesicaria subsp. sativa (arugula) is the source of this 1105-nucleotide messenger RNA. The record is from the annotation of a GenBank genome assembly. NCBI's taxonomy places the organism in Eukaryota, Viridiplantae, Streptophyta, Magnoliopsida, Brassicales, Brassicaceae.